Messenger RNA from Phragmites australis (common reed), 917 nucleotides. RefSeq lists its product as uncharacterized. The record is from RefSeq and is a predicted model, not a curated record. NCBI's taxonomy places the organism in Eukaryota, Viridiplantae, Streptophyta, Magnoliopsida, Poales, Poaceae. The transcript has 2 exons. The coding region runs from base 169 to 561 and encodes 130 amino acids.
CCCACCCACCGACGCGUCGCCAAAGGAAACUUCUCAAAGCGCCGACCGGCUCCACCGCGCCCGUAACUCCAACGACGCUCCAACCGCCGCUGCCGCCUCCUCCCAAAAGGCCGCCGUGAUCCCCGCCCCGCUCCUCGCCGGCGACCACCGGCCACCGGCGACGCCGCCAUGCCGCCCCCCGAUCCGACUGCCCGCCUCCGCGUCCACCGCCUCCUCUUCCUCGCGACGCUCUCGCUCCUCCUCGCUCAAGCCCUAGCCGCCUCCUCCUCCGCGUCCACCGUCGAGGCCGGGGACCCCUGCGCGGUCGCCGUGUCGGACGGGGGUAGCGAGGCCCGUUCGUGCCCGGUGCGGUGCUUCCGACCGGACCCGGUCUGCGGCGCCGACGGGGUCACGUACUGGUGCGGCUGCCCCGAGGCCGCGUGCGCGGUGGCCCGCGUGGCGCGGCGCGGGUACUGCGAGGUCGGCGCCGGCUCGGCACCCGUCUCCGGGCAGGCGCUGCUGCUCGUCCACGUCGUUUGGCUCUUCGUGCUCGGCGCCGCCGUCCUCCUCGGCUUCCUCUGAUGCGCGCGCCCCCGUUCCUCCCAUCCCCGCGGUUGCAUUCCCCUCCCCAAUGAACUGCUCUACAGACUACAGAGUGCAAGCAGAAAUCCCCACAUCUAAUUUUAUAGCAAUCGGGACAUUUUUAUUCAGACUUCAGAGCAACAUGCCAUGACAAAAGAGAUUUGGAUCCCAGCCAUGCACAUAAUUAUUCUUUCAUGAUGUUUUUUUUCCUUCAAAUGAACGGUAUUAGGCACUUACUUCCGCAUUUGGUCCCGGCUUCCAACGCCUUUUCCUUAGAUAAUGUACAAUAGGGUGCUGAGAUGAGACGCUUAUGAAAAAAAAUCAAGUUUUUUGCCUCAACUGCACUGACACAGGUG